Aspergillus versicolor CBS 583.65 is the source of this 1461-nucleotide messenger RNA. RefSeq lists its product as uncharacterized. The coding region runs from base 1 to 1461 and encodes 486 amino acids. The transcript has 4 exons. The record is from RefSeq and is a predicted model, not a curated record. Gene Ontology annotation, molecular function: aldehyde dehydrogenase (NAD+) activity. NCBI's taxonomy places the organism in Eukaryota, Fungi, Ascomycota, Eurotiomycetes, Eurotiales, Aspergillaceae.
AUGCCCACCGUAAAAUAUCCAAUUCCAACACAGCUGUUCAUCCAUGACAAGCUUGUGGACAGCCAUUCUUCAGAGCGACAUUCAAUCUACAAUCCCGUGGACGACAGUCUCUUUUGCGACCACGUUCAGUAUGCUACUGCGGAAGACGUGGAUGCCGCGGUGGAUGCCGCAACUGCCGCCUUUAAUGGGCCCUGGCGCACAUACACAGCUGCUCAGCGGGGCGAGACUCUUCUUGACUUGGCUGCUCUACUUCUCGCGCAUAAAGAGGAGUUAGCCUGGCUGGAUGCGACUCCCAGUGGCAAGCCAAUCUCGGCUGCCAUCAAGGAGAUUGAAAUGGGAGCCGGGAUCCUGAAAUAUUACGCCGGCUGGACGGACAAGUAUGCUGGUGAAUCAUUCCCAGCCGAUGAUGGCUUCUUGAAGAUCGUGCGCCAUGAGCCUCUCGGCGUCACCGUCAGCAUCAACCCAUGGAACGGGCCUAUCGUAAUACUCUGCCUCAAGCUCGGACCUGCUCUGGCCACGGGGAAUGUGAUGAUCAUCAAGCCCAGCGAGAAGACACCUUUCGGAGCGAUACGUCUAGCCGAGCUCGCAACUUCAGCCGGCAUUGUGCCCCCAGGAGUCAUCCAGGCCCUUCCUGGGGCUGGUGCUACGGGCGCCUUGCUCGCGAGUCAUAUGAAAGUGCGAAAGGUCAGUUUCACCGGGUCUAUAGCCACUGGUAGACGCAUCCAGCAGGCAGCUGCCAGCAGUAAUCUCAAGCGGGUGACACUAGAGCUGGGCGGAAAGUCGCCCGCGGCCAUCUUUGAAGAUUGUAACUUUGACAACGCGAUCUGGUGGUCGACCUUUGCUAUCACGCACAAUUCUGGACAGGCCUGCUACGCUGCGAGUCGUCUUUACGUUCAGGAAAACAUCGCUGACAGGUUCAUCAACGCCUUCACCAAGGCCAUGUCGGAAAAGAUCAGCCAGAUGGGGGAUCCCAGCAACCCAGAUACCCAACUCGGUCCGCUGGCAGAUAAGGGCCAGCUGAGUCGAGUUGUCUCUUUCUUCGAGCACGACGACGGCAAAACAAGAGUUCUCGUUGGUGGUAAGCAGCAUGGAGAUAAAGGGUGUUACUGGGAGCCCACGGUGCUCCUCAACCCGAAAGACGACGCUCAAAUGUAUCAAGAAGAAAUAUUUGGGCCGGUGGUAUGCAUCAAGAUGUUCAAGGACGAGGCAGACUUCCUACGCAUGGCCAACGACUCGGAAUUUGGUUUGAUGGCAGGCGUCUUCACGCAGGAUAUCAACCGUGCUAUGCGUCUCUCGGCAGCCCUGGAUAGCGGCGUGGUGGGUAUCAACUGCGUCAGUUAUAUCAAUGUACAAGCUCCUUUUGGCGGUAGCAAACAAUCAGGGAUAGGCCGAGAGAUGAGCCACUACGCCUUGCGCAGCUUCACGGAGCCGAAGACUGUGCUUGUUAAUAUGACCUAUUAA